AUGGUCCUAGAAAAGGAAAACUUAGCCGAAGCCAUGGAGGGCAUCAUCAAGAACACUCGCAAAGUGCUGACGGAAAGUGGAGCUAACGUGACCCCGACCAAGGCGACCACGACCGCAAUGGAGGAAGACAAGGAAACCGUGGAUGAAAAUACUGUCGAUCCAAAAGAACUGGCCAAAGGCGAACUGUCCGAGGUGCAUUUGCAGGAUUCGGCUCCCUUCGAUCCAUCGAUCGAACCACUACUGAAGGAUAACCCUCGUCGGUUUGUGAUCUUCCCCAUCCAGUAUCCGGACAUUUGGCAGAUGUACAAGAAGGCUGAAGCUUCCUUCUGGACCGUGGAAGAGGUGGAUCUGUCUAAGGACAUGAAAGACUGGGAGUCGCUGAAACCGAGCGAACGUCACUUUAUCUCGCACGUGCUUGCCUUCUUUGCCGCAUCCGAUGGCAUCGUUAACGAAAAUCUGGUGGAACGUUUCAGCCAGGAGGUACAGGUUACGGAAGCGCGCUGUUUUUACGGCUUUCAAAUAGCGAUGGAAAAUGUGCACAGCGAGAUGUACUCACUGCUGAUCGACACGUACAUUCGUGACCCAAAGCAAAGAGACUUCCUGUUCAAUGCCAUUGAAACGCUGCCGUGCGUGAAGAAGAAGGCUGACUGGGCACUGAACUGGAUCUCAAGCAAGAAGGCAAACUUUGGCGAACGUGUCGUCGCGUUUGCUGCCGUCGAAGGCAUCUUCUUCAGCGGUAGCUUUGCCGCUAUUUUCUGGCUGAAGAAGCGCGGGCUGAUGCCGGGACUGACGUUCUCGAACGAGCUUAUCUCGCGCGAUGAAGGAUUGCACUGCGAUUUCGCUUGCCUGAUGUUCAGGUAUCUGGUACAGAAACCUUCCAAGGAGCGCGUGACGGACAUCAUCCGUGAUGCGGUUGUGAUUGAGCAAGAAUUUUUGACGAAGGCACUGCCGGUCGAUAUGCUCGGUAUGAACUGUGAUCUGAUGUCACAGUACAUCGAGUUCGUGGCCGAUCGUUUGCUGCUGGAGUUGGGCUGUGACAAGAUCUAUCACACCAAAAACCCGUUCAGCUUCAUGGAGUUCAUCUCGCUCGAGGGCAAGACGAACUUCUUCGAGAAGAAGGUGGGCGAAUACCAAAAGUGGGGUGUGAUGGCAAACCGUCUUGACAACGUGUUCACGCUCGAUGCAGACUUCUGA
Molecule: messenger RNA, 1194 nt
Organism: Anopheles marshallii
Lineage: Eukaryota; Metazoa; Arthropoda; Insecta; Diptera; Culicidae
Gene: RnrS
Product: ribonucleoside-diphosphate reductase subunit M2 B
Exons: 5
Coding region: 1-1194 (397 amino acids)
Biological process (GO): deoxyribonucleotide biosynthetic process
Cellular component (GO): cytosol
Molecular function (GO): ribonucleoside-diphosphate reductase activity, thioredoxin disulfide as acceptor
Source: RefSeq, a predicted model, not a curated record